Messenger RNA from Tauraco erythrolophus (red-crested turaco), 894 nucleotides. The record is from RefSeq and is a predicted model, not a curated record. NCBI's taxonomy places the organism in Eukaryota, Metazoa, Chordata, Aves, Musophagiformes, Musophagidae.
CCAUGCACAGACCUAGAACCUGCGUUCUCCUUCACUAAUGAAACAUACCUGAAGUUCAGUGCUCAGGUGCUGCCUUUUAUCUAUCGUGCGAUUGGUUCAAAGCAUCUUCCUGCCAGUAAUAUCAGCUUUGUUCACCUUGAUUCCCAUCCAGACCUUCUUAUUCCUGUGAAUAUGCCUGCAGACACUGUAUUUGACAAAGAAGCUCUUUUUAGUGAAUUAAGUAUUGAGAACUGGAUUAUGCCUGCUGUUUAUGCUGGUCAUAUUUCUCAAGUAGUAUGGCUUCACCCACCUUGGGCUCAGCAGAUCUCAGAAGGAAAGCACCAUUUUUUAAUUGGGAAAGACAGAUCAACAACUACAAUCAGGGUUACGGGUACAGAUCAUUACUUUUUAAGUGAUGGUCUUUAUGUCCCUGCUGAUCAGCUAGAAAACCAGAAGCCUUUAAAUUUACAUGUCGUUCUCAUCAAUCCUACUGAAGCAUCAAGCAGGCAGGAAGAAAAUGGCAAAGUAGCGUCUGCUAAGAGACUGAAGCUAGCUACAGAUGACAUAGCAAGCACUGCUUCUGCCUCUUCAUCAGUGGCUCCUGGUGACCUUGAUCACAGCACCCCAAGUCUGAAGAAGAAGGAAGUACAAAAUGCAAGCGCACUGAACAAGGCAGAAACAUUGUCAGAGUGUUCAGCUUCAAGCACUCUCAGAAACAGCGAAUGCCCAAUAAGGGAAGUUGUUGAAGAUGUCUGCCAAGUGUUGCAGAAAGGGGACGCGUAUGUUUUAGACAUAGACUUAGACUUUUUUUCAGUUAAAAAUCCAUUCAAAGAAAUGUACACACAGGUAAGCAUGACAAUCGAGAGGCCUCUUAACCAUUCACAAAAGAGUCCUAGCAUUUACUCGGUGGAUAAG